This is a messenger RNA of Morus notabilis, 297 nucleotides long. RefSeq names its product universal stress protein PHOS34. The transcript is spliced from 2 exons. Lineage: Eukaryota; Viridiplantae; Streptophyta; Magnoliopsida; Rosales; Moraceae. The coding region runs from base 20 to 256 and encodes 78 amino acids. The record is from RefSeq and is a predicted model, not a curated record.
UGGGCUCAGCGCCGUCAUCAUGGGGAGCCGAGGGUUUGGGGCCGUGCGCCGGGGAAACGACGGGAAGCUCGGGAGCGUCAGCGAUUACUGCGUUCAUCACUGCGUUUGUCCCGUUGUUGUCGUGAGGUAUCCGGAAGAUAAGGACGACGGUAAUGACGGCAGCGAUGGCGGCACCGCCGUGCUCGCCGCGAAGAACGAGGAAGACGAGGCCGUGAUCAAGCCCGUGGAGAAGGAGAAGCAUCUAAAAGAUGCUUGACAGGAUAACAGGGGAUGGAUUGAUCAUCUCCAAGUGCAGGU